Molecule: messenger RNA, 1977 nt
Organism: Aureobasidium melanogenum CBS 110374
Lineage: Eukaryota; Fungi; Ascomycota; Dothideomycetes; Dothideales; Saccotheciaceae
Exons: 5
Coding region: 1-1977 (658 amino acids)
Source: RefSeq, a predicted model, not a curated record
AUGCAGACGGUCCCAUAUGUUUCCGAAUUGGAAGGUCCAUCCACAGAGCGGCUUCCCCAUAUUGGGACAAAUGCGGGUUAUCCGGAGAAGGACCGAUUGCUAUUGACUUGCCGGCGGCGGCCUUUCGAACAAACUUGGACAGCUUCAUACGAGCUCAAAAUGAGCCCUCAUGAGCCCCGUCACGAGAAGCAUUCACUUCCAAGUACCGACUUUUGCGCUGGUCUUGCCGAUAGCGAUGUUGCAUGGAUGGAAAAGUUGCCGUUCGUCACUCUACGAUGUUUUCGCUCUUUGAUCAGUCCACGCAGAACAAGUAUCCAGCUUGCCGCUGUCGAAUGGUUAUCCGACUUGCCAGUAGAGAAAGACAGACCGUUUGAGCUUGGUACUCUUCCAACCGACCUUGCCCUUGAUGAAAACGACAAUCUCGAAGCCGUCCACUUCUUCACAACAUCCAUCAACCCCUGGAGCGAACACAACAACAAUGUCAACAAGCUUCUUGCUGAUGCAAGACUCUGGAACCGUCACCUUCCUCACCACCGCGACACCAUCAGAGACGGCACCUUCCUCUUUCGACGCAACGACAUUCAAUCCAUGCCGUUCGACUUGCUUGUUGAAGUUCGGGACAGCCUCGGUGUCAAGACUUUGAAGCUAUCUCAGCACCCCCUCCUCGGCAUCUCUCGUCACACCCGUCGAGCUUUCCUCGAUGAUUGGUACCUCCACAAUGACUUCAAAGUCAGCUUCGACACUGCUCUCGCCGCUCGUAACCGCAGCCAUUUCGAGAAGGGUAUGAAGCUACUCUCGCCCCGCCACAAGACCUUGAUCCUUACGCCAGCUCCUAUGACAAUCUCUCCCCGUCUGCUCAUCGAAGUCCAGAUGCCCCAGGGCAAAGUUACAUUCGCUUCUCUGCUCCAAUGUUUCCGCAUUUUCUACGACGGUCUCCUGGGCAAGAAGGAACUUGAGAAGAUUGGAGACAUCGGCCUGGGUACAGGUCCUCCUCGUGUGACCAAUUGGAGAUUGACUUGGGACACAAAGGUGGAAGAUCAGAAGCACGUUAUGGUAGUCCUAUAUGGUCUACGUGAACUUGCAACUGCACAGUCCCUUGCAGAUGACAGCGACCAUCCUCGCCGUCGCUCAGAGGAGGAUCUUGGUCGCAUGGUUUACGAGUGGAUGGUCUCAAAGGAGGAUCCCUCACGUAUUGAGGAUAGAAUGCGCGUGUGUGAAUUAAUCAGCCCUCAGUUCAAAGAACUAGGCUUUAGAAGUGCUAUGCAGACUCAACAAGUACUCAUUGUUAGUCCAUCCUUCGACAGGUCCCUUUUCUUUGUUUUCUCUCCUUUUUCAUGCAUCUAUCAAAGAACUGGUGACCUCGCUGCCUGGUCAGGAGAUGAGCGAGCGAAAGAUCAAAACACUGUGCCAGAAGAUUUGUGCAUCAGUCGCCGACCGCCAGGCAGCCUCGUCAUCAUCAGAAGGCGCAUCCAUCAACAGUAUACAGGUGCAGUCGCGAGCACAAGAAAAAGCAAAGUCACAAGAACCACCGCUAGCAAAGUCAUUGUCGAUCAAAGCAGCCAUCACAAGACAAUCAAAAGAAUCGUCAGAAGCGUCAUGAGCGAAAGCAGACCUCAAGGCUCGAAGACAGGCUUGUGGGCAGGCUCAAAGACUCUGACUAGAACACACCGCCGGACAGAGCCUGUACAUACAGACUCGUCACCAUCUUUCUCACAGAUCAUGAAGUCUCGAAAGCUGCCAGGCAAAAGCCAGAGGAAGUUGUUGUUUGAGCACCUCGACUUCGGCGGCGCAGAAGAUAAAGUCACUGGCUCCGACUCGGACGUCCAAAAAGUCAAUCAGCCUGACACAACGGCCCUUGAUGGUGAAGACAAUCACGAUGACAAGGAUAUCGAGGUCUGUCGGAAAGCGAUAGCGGAUCGUCAGGUGGUAUACAGAAGAGGGCCUCCCCACACGACAUCGAAGCAAGCAACCACCUGA